GCGGCGGGGCGGGCAGGCCCGGAGGGGAGUGCCCGCAGCCCGCCCCGCCCCUCGCGCCUCGGCUCCGCCUCGCCUCGCCAUGGUGGAGCAGGGAGACGCGGCGCCGCUACUGCGCUGGGCCGAGGGCCCCGCGGUCUCUGUGCCGCAGGACCCCGCGCUGCAGGCGGGAGGAUGGGCUCGGGGCGGCGGUGGGAGCGGCCGAGCGGCCGCGGAAGCGCCCCGAAGGCGGGAACCCGACGAGCCAGCACCCCCCGAAGUGCUGCUGCAGCCCGGGCGUCUGGAGCUGGGCGACGUGGAGGAGGACCAGGUGGUGGCUGUGUUCGUGGUCACCUUCGAUCCCCGCUCGGGAAACAUGGUAGAAUGGUGCUUACCACAAGACAUUGACCUUGAAGGUGUCGAGUUCAAGUCUAUGGCCAGUGGGUCCCAUAAAGUUCAGUCUGAUUUCAUCUAUUUUCGAAAGGGGCCCUUCUUUGGCCUGGCCUGCUUUGCCAACAUGCCCGUGGAGAGCGAGCUGGAGCGUGGCGCGCGGAUGAAGUCUGUGGGUAUCCUCUCUCCAUCCUAUACCCUGCUCUACCGCUAUAUGCACUUCCUGGAGAACCAGGUUCGACACCAGCUGGAGAUGCCGGGACACUAUUCUCAUCUGGCCGCAUUCUAUGAAGACAAGAAAGGGGUGCUCCAUGCCGGCCCCGGAAGGGGUGGCAGCCUGCCACCCGUCUACUGGCUGCCUUCCAUCCACCGCUACAUGUACCCCGAGAUGAAGAUCACACACCCGGCUGGCUGCAUGUCUCAGUUUAUUAAGUUCUUUGGAGAACAGAUCCUCAUUCUUUGGAAGUUUGCCUUACUCCGAAAGCGCAUUCUGAUAUUUUCUCCCCCACCCGUGGGCGUCGUGUGCUACAGAGUGUACUGCUGCUGUUGUCUGGCCAAUGUCUCACUGCCUGGCAUUGGAGGCACCAUCCCUGAGUCGAAGCCUUUCUUCUAUGUGAAUGUGGCUGACAUUGAGAGCCUGGAAGUAGAGGUGUCCUAUGUAGCCUGCACCACAGAGAAGAUAUUUGAGGAAAAGAGGGAGCUGUACGACGUCUAUGUGGAUAACCAGAAUGUAAAGACACACCACGACCACCUGCAGCCCCUGCUGAAGAUCAACAGCGCUGACAGGGAGAAGUAUCGUCGGCUCAAUGAGCAGAGGCAGAUGCUGCUGUACUCCCAGGAAGUUGAAGGAGACUACAACCCUUGUGAAGAAGACCUCUUUGUGCUGUUUUUCCUAGAGCAAAACAACCGGAUUUUUCAGACUCUGUUGGAGGUGUCCGCCAGUCAAGACAAAACUUUAACAGCAGAGCAUGCCCGAGGCAUGGGACUGGACCCCCAGGGAGACAGGAGCUUUCUGAUGGACCUGCUGGAGGCCUAUGGCAUCGAUGUCAUGCUGGUCAUUGAUAACCCCUGUUGUCCAUAGGAGGAGGACCAGGACUUGGUGGUGAGCCGCUCAUGUGGGGUGACAGGAGCCUGGCGUGCACCCCAGGCCCUCGGCAGCUUCAGUUUAAGUUAACACAAAGGACUGUUUAGACUCUCCAAUCCAUGUAAUGUGUGCCAUUUCCUUUCUCCCUUCCGCCCUGGGGCUGAGGUGAGGCCAUCGGGUUUUGUAACCUUUGGUUGGACAUUGGAAUCUACUGUCUUCUGCUGCUGCUGCUUUGGGUUUAGUCUUAGGGGUUCCGUCAGUCAGAGGGAGAAUAUGAUACCCAUGAGUCCUAGUGUGGCCUUAGAUGUGCAUCUGCCUAAAACCAGAAACUAAUCAGAUGACCUUUUAGGGUCACCAAGUUCUAGGGGUCAGGUCACAGGCCAAGUCUGCGUCUUCUGGGUUGAUUGGAGUGGGGACCACAGAGAAGGAAAGCAGUGUUUCUGACAGAAUGUCAGGGAAAGGUAGAAAACUAGGAUGAAUCUUUUUGAAACCCUUUCUAAAGUAAGGUCAUGGUAGCUACACAGCAUAACACACCCCUAGCCCCUCCUGCAUCUGAAUCCCUUCCGGAUGGCUUGGUGAAUUCUGAAUUCUUGGCCCCGGAGCUUAUAUAAGCAAGUUCAUUUGACAUUUGAGUCUCUUUUGAGGGCUGACUAUCUUCUUGGUGUAACAGGUUCAACAGGUAAGGGAAGACAUCUCAAGGUUCUCUGAGAGCUCUCUGGAGGGAUUGUUUGCUGUCCUAAAGCAGAUAUUUCUACUGAAUUCAGAAAUGUUGCCAGGGUCUGAGCUGGUUGACUCAGUUUGGGAUGUGGUGGGAACAGAUCUCUUAACUGGUUUAAAACUUCCACAGACUUAUCUUUAGCAGAGAAAACAUUCCUUAGCCUGAGCAGCUGGGUCCACAGAUCCAACACAUUUGACAGGGAAAAUAAAAAGUGCCUCCCCUGCCAGAAGAAUAGCUGGAAAUCGCAGCUGAACAACCAUGCCCGCUUUCUUUGGCCUGGGAUAGAACUUGCAGUCAGCUUGUUCUUUGGGGCUGGGUCACUCGCGACUGCCAGGUUCCUAGAUGAGACACACUAGAUGAGAGGCAGGUGUUAACCAUGCUCAGAAAGCCAGUUCCAAUGCUAGUCUCCUUAAAGAUUUUGACUGAGUUUGCAUUUUCAGUAAUGAUUUCUCCUGUGCUCCUACUGCCUGCCUCUGUUACAUGUGAACAGCUAGCUAGCCAUCCAACAUCCAUGUCUGUAGCCAAAGAGCAGUCAGGCUGAUGUCUGCAGCAGACAGAACUUCAGAUCGCGGGGCUGGGCCUCUUAUCUCAAGUCUAGGUUCUCGCUUAACUCAAGUAUUUUCGCUGUAGUUCCCUGAUUAAAAAUCCAAGAAGGAAGAGAUUUGGGUGUGUGGAGAUGCAAAUACACACUGAUGAGUCAGGGUAACAUCUUUUCUGUAAAUAUAUUAGUAAGUUUAGGCAUUGACAUAAACUGUUCAGCUAAUAGGUUUCUCUUUGCAAUGUGGGUUUAGCCGUCAUCCCAGUAACGUUUACAAAAAACAGCUGUGCUCAGUGGCUCAAUUUUCACCCGUUCCUUCCUGUGGCUGACUUCUCCUCGUGCCCCAGGGCCGACUGAAUAGGGACCAUCAGAUGCUGAUGAAACAACACUUCCAGUAAUCUCUGAGAGCCUCCAAGUUGGACGUAGAUAUCCAGCCAGAGAUAGGAAGAGCCCUUUCUGAAAACCUCCCCAGAGCCUUCUGCUUGCCACCACUGUUCCUGUGCUGAUGCAAGCUGAUCUAAAGAUAGCAAGGGUGAGAAAAGCUGUCCUUUGUGAAGUUGGGCCCCCUGGACCCUUUCUAACUAAGCCUCUGAUUUCCUGAUCUCUUUGUACCCCGCCCACCCUUGCAGAGGACAGUGUAUAGGUGGCCCAGAGGGAUACAACCCCCAGAUGAUGCUGUGUCUUAGGUCAUAGGUUCUGGGCUCAGCUGACCCCAGAGCAGGACUUUUUGUUCAACAUCUCUUUCAAUCCUUUCCUACUCUGCCAGCUUCCUCCUGCAGCCAGAACCUGGCACAGACCUCUGUGUGGCCCAACAGAUGUAUGUUAGCACCUCUGCAGGCUUUGCCUCCAUUAUCAGCUUCAGAGUACGCCUUAGAAGUGAAUUCCUGUCUGUGUCCCUGUGAGGUCUCACUUCAUCAGACUGAUCCCCCCAGUGGCGGUGAGCGAUGCAGGCCUGCCUCAUGUGCUUCAGGUUCCCCAUACAGCGAAGACAUUUGGAUAGACGGAUACAGGACCCCUCUACCAUGAUGGCACAGAACCUCGCAGCCACAGGAUUUUUUUUUUGCCACUUUUGAAAUGCUUUCUAAAAACCCAUCUUGUUUUAUUAGGAAGAAAGAAGUGAGUUCAUACCCUUCACAACUUUCUAGGUCUGACAGUCAGCAGAGUCAGGCAUUUUUUUUCUUUUAAAUUACCACUGGCCUCUAGGGAACAGGGUUAAAAAUUCAGGUGUGGAUCCUGCCACUCUCCUGGUGGUCCACCCAGAUCCCUGCCUAAGCUAACAGAGCCCUUCUGGGGAGCACUAAACCCCAUCUGUACCAUGCUAUGAAUCAUGUGCCAACCCGAAACACUUCCUGACUUGAGUUGCUGGCUACUCAGUCAUUCUUAAAUUAGAAGAAAUUCCAAGUGGCCACAAUCCUCAGAGGGAUUGGGGUUUUAGAGUUGUGGACAUCCAUAUUAAGUAUAACAAAGGCCUCUUAAAGUGGAUGUUGUCAAUUUCAUUAGCAGAUGGUAGGAAAUAGUUGGCUAGCUGGUGCCUGGCUCAGGACUCUUUCUCCAAAAGGAGUAAAAACAGCAGAGCUUAUCUCUCCAGAGUCUUCAGAGGAAGGCCAGGUCAUUGCUUGGUAUUAGCUUGGGCUUUAUACAUGGAUCCAGGCCAGUGUUGGUGUCCUACCUGGGGUACAGUGUGACAGGAGGCGUUGGCCUCCCACACUCCCACCCUCCCUGGCUGUGGGAGAGAAGCUGUUUCCAUGGCUGUGCCAGAAUAGGAUAGGAACUCGAGACUGUCGCUUACCUUGCUGAAAACCACAGGAAAGGUGAGAGCGACACUCAGGAGACAAAAGUGUUAAAUGCUUCGUGGGAAGGCUCGCUUACAUACUUCCCUGACGUUAGUUAGCUAGGAGAUAAAAGUAAAUUAAGUCAUAGCUUGUGGCUGUCUUCCUUCUGGUGGUGGCAGGUGGUGAACCUGCUCUGUCUUGAGGCACUGAAAGCAUAUGGAUGCAGUGAGAGAGGAAAAUGGGACUUUCAGGGAGACUUGCACAGGGUGGCACCCAGUUAGCCUUCUGGUGGCAAACGCUAGCCUCUAGAGACACAGGCACUCAGGAACUGUCCUUUCCCUUAAACUCACAGCGGAGAGUGGAUCGCGGUGCUCUCCCCAGGUUCCGUGCAGUGGUCCUUGUGUGGUAAAGAAGGGAUACAGGGUGUGGAUGAACAGAAUUACAGGAUAAUGCCGAGUUUCACAGUGAACUUGCCUUACCAUGAGAAGAGUUUGAAAACUGACGAGAAGCUCUCUGUAGGAAGACCCAACAGGCCCUCCAGGGCUGCCAUCUCCCCACCAGACUUGCAGGCAGGUAGGCUAUGAAGAGCUGUCAGCCAUCUCACCCAUGGCUGGCACAACCCCAUGGUGAGGAUCCUGGGGGCCUGUGGGCUUUACCUCAGCAGACCUAGUCUCAUCCCUUCUCAUCUCAUGGAAAUCCUUUUCUGAUUCAGGUAGGGGGAGGGGAGAGGCUGAGGGCUCCUUUAUACCCAGCGCAUGGGUUUUGACUCUUCCACUUUAUUGCUAGCAUACCUCUGCUUCCAGAAGCGACUAGAGUACUGAGUGUGUUGUAGGAAAAAGACUGUGAAUUAAGGUAAUGUUUUCCCUAUGAGAAACACAAGUUUAUUUUUAUAUCAGUGUUACUGAGUACUAAAGUGUUGCAAUGGAAAGGAAUUGCAAAGUCAUAAUCUAAGAAGGAAUAGGCAGCUUUGUAAUUGGACAGCCGCCGAGGCCUUUAGUGUCAUUGUCCAUGAUAGUGUACUGAAGCUGAGCACAGACUGUGAGAACUUCUUCAGUGGCACUAGUUGGCCUGGGACGGAUGAGAUGGCCACCACCUUUGGCCGAAGCUCCAGGACAGAAGGGAUAAAUGCAGUCCUUCGGUGACUGCCCCUCCUGGUCAAGGGAGACGGUGGGAAUGGGGGUGGUUUCUAGCUGGCACUUUAAUUCACUGAAGCGACUGCAAGUUGGGUGAUGAGGCUGUAAAUUUAGAAGAGGAAUAGAAGUCUCAGUGCUAUAUAGAGAAAUGAAGAUGGGAUAAAGAAAGCUCUGCUUUCAUCUCUUUAGAACUUAUUCUAGAACCAUGUUGACUUUACAGCAGAGGAUUUAUUUACUUUUGCAGCAGGUUCUUGCUCAGUCUCAUGGUGAGUUUAUUUUGCUUCCCAUGAUACUGGGGCUUAUGAGGGCAGAACAGGGUUUUAUAAAAUUUGUAUAGACGGAACUUCAAAGUGAAAUACCCAGCAAAUAUAUUUAAUUGAAAUUGUAUCUGGGUAAAUUAAAUAAAGAUAUAUAAAAGUUAGGAAAACUAACAUCAGCCAUCAGCCAUGGGGGAAUCUGGCUGAGCUCCUGAACUGCCAGCAUGGGUGGCUUCUAGGAUUUGGGGUGUAGGUAAACAAAACAAGUUCUUUAUUUGUCCAGAACUUGCUGGCUAAAUUUUUAUAUAAGUCUGGAAUAUAAUCCUUUCCUGAAGAAAUAGUUGUCACCAAGGAAAUCUGUUUUCCAAUUUUUUUUCUUUUUAAAACAUUAAGUGUCCCUGUUGCCUUAAAUGUAAAAACCUACUUUGAGUAAUAACCCCAGCCUAAGAGUUAUAGCAAUAAGAGAACCCAAAUCUAUUUUUGUUUCAAGUCUUUACCUCUAUGACAAAGUCAGAAAGAUAAUUGGUAAGUAUUGCUCUGGGUACUACUGCAGACCAAUGUAUCCUUUCUCUGUGUCUUCAAUUGUGUGUUAUUUACAGACCUGGAGAGAGCUGGACUUAACCCUGAGGCUAAGUGCAAAUGUUUCUUGAAUUGAUUCUUUCUGUGGUACAAGUAACACCUGUGUAUAUCUGUAUAUAUCUGAACCAAGUUAUGUGCAGAGGUUGAUAAUAACUAUAUUUACAAAAACCCCCAAAUUUUUACAAUUAAAGUCCACAUUUUAACAUGAG
This is a messenger RNA of Microtus ochrogaster (prairie vole), 6656 nucleotides long. It is a transcript of the gene Dennd11, whose product is annotated as DENN domain containing 11. Gene Ontology annotation, cellular component: cytoplasm. The record is from RefSeq and is a predicted model, not a curated record. NCBI's taxonomy places the organism in Eukaryota, Metazoa, Chordata, Mammalia, Rodentia, Cricetidae.